Messenger RNA from Saxophila tyrrhenica, 1356 nucleotides. RefSeq lists its product as uncharacterized. Lineage: Eukaryota; Fungi; Ascomycota; Dothideomycetes; Mycosphaerellales; Extremaceae. The record is from RefSeq and is a predicted model, not a curated record. Bases 1 to 1356 code for a protein of 451 amino acids. The transcript has a single exon.
AUGGCCUAUCCGCAUCCAGGAGUGGUGCAAGCAGCGCAGGAUCCCUCCAACGGCAUCAUGCAGCCAAAUGAACUCAGUGGUAUCGAUAUCUACAGCAUCAGGGCUUCCGUGCCGUCGCCGUUCAUCAAUGUGCUUUGUGCGACAGGUAUCAACGAAUCGUCGCUGGCACCGCUCGUAUACGCUAAGUGGGCCAACGCAUCUUUGCCCGUGAACAUGAGGACAUUGCCAAACCAGGUGGACACCCCAGAUCCAUAUCUGGGUGGAACGGAGUUCGAUAGCCUGUUCGAAGGGGGCCCGGAUUACGGCUUGUCCAAAUGGCCACCAGUCUUCCCGAAGCUGCCCGCGGAAUACAACACCAUUGCCAACGACACGACAGGCUGCGAUUAUGGACGCAACGCCGUAUAUGUCCUUGGCAAAGGUGGUGACCUGGUCACCAACAAUUUCGCUCUUUGCGAGCUUCGAGUCGGUCAGACGCCAGCGUGCUCCACCCAAUACAAUGCUUCUUCGAAUGUAGCCACCCUCGAGGUCAUCUGCGAGGACCCUAAUGACCAAAUGUCGUUCCUCUCUUCCUCACCAAUCGCAGUGUCUGGCAAUGCCUCGUACAGUAACGAAUGGCCCAAAAUUGCCAGCAUGUGGAUCAGAAGUAUCAACAUGGACUCCGGCGCUGUCGAGCCGAACUCUUCCAAUGCCCGGUUAUGGCCCGAACUGCUCUUCGCCGAACCGCAGUACGACUGGACCGGAGAGCUGGUGCUUGACAAGAACCUGCCGUCCCCUGCGGAGGCCCUUGCGGUCAUGUCCGGCUGCACUCUCCUGCAGAGCGCUCAAGAUGCACCGUUCGUCGAGUUCUGGAACUACUCGGGCUUUGGAAACAUGCUUGAGCUUCCUACACGGCAGUGGUUCACGGCGUCGGUUCACCAGCAGCAAUACGCUUCCGGUGGUACUGCAGGCUAUGAACAGGCUUUCAACGUUGUCUUGUUUGCGGUAUUCUUCAUCAAUGUCCGGAUCCUGGUGUACUGGCUCUGGCAUCGAGUUUGGUACAUUGACUUCAGCGACCCAAGGAUCUUGUUGGGACUUGCGAUGAACAGCCACCCGAACAGACAGCUGGCAGAGAGCAGUCUGCGAAAUAGUCCAUGUGAAGGACCGCGGUAUGACCAGUUUUGGAAAGUGCAAGAAAAUGCCGAUGGGCUUGUUCAUAUGGUCAGCCCUUCCCUGGAGAGUAAAUGCGGUCAGAGGUCUUUGAUCAGUAGUUGGAAGCCGCGCACUCCAAAGGUCUUCAGCCAGCUUGUCCAGACGGUGACAAGCCCGGUGUCCAUAGUGAAGGAGAAGUUCGGCAGUUUCAGCAGGCUGAAGGGCUAG